CUCAAGAUACGAAUAAAAGUGACACGAUCACAAGUUAUCUUUAGUGGCAUCUGCAGGCGAUAAUAGCACUACGGAAGAUUCAACGGACUCUACAACAGAUUCGGAGGUGCUCCGGGUUAAUCUGGAGUCGUUGAUGAACGAAAUGGAAGUUGGAUCUAGCACUUUGGAUUACGAAGAUAUUGAACAAUUUCAGAACGAGGCAAAAGAAUCUUUGAAAAAGGCUAACGGAUCAUUGAGGAAACUGUUUAAGGACGCAAUAAACAAAAACGGAAUACAAGGAAUGCAUGAUGUACUGAAACAUGAACUGAACAGAUGGAAGGAUGUGAAGUUGAAUAUAGCUAUCACCGGAGCCGCGGGUACUGGAAAAUCAAGCCUCAUAAACACUCUGCGUGGAAUCAGACCUAGUCAUCCACUCGCGGCAAAGGUCGGGGUAGAUGAAACAACUCUGCAGCCGACACCAUACCCGCAUCCACAGUACGACAAUGUUGUAUAUUGGGAUCUACCGGGUGUGGGAACACUGAAAUUUAAGAAGGAUACUUACGUUGAAAAAACUGAUCUCGAUAAAUACGAUUUAUUUAUUAUUGUUGGUUGUGGAAGAUUUACUGAAAACGAUGCUUGGCUGGCGUCAGAGGUGUUUAAGAUAGACCGCCAGGUCUACAUUGUUCGCACAAAAAUUGAUAUAGACAUGCAAAAUGAAAUGUCUGACUAUGCUGAACGGUUUCAAAAGAAAGUGGUUAUGGAAAAAAUUAGGCAGUCUACAACAGCCAACAUGGAAAAGCUAGCUGAUGAGAUGCAUCUUAAAAAAGCAGUUGUCGAAAAGAUACCAAUUUUCCUGAUAAGUACAAAGCUUCACGAUGUAAAGAAAUACGACUUCGAAGAUCUUCAGAAGACAAUGACAGACGAGAUACCGGAUAUCAAGAAGGAGGCGAUGGUUAUGGCGCUAUCUACCUUAACGCUGUCAGCAAUCGAUGAAAAAAUGAAGGUUAUAAAAGAACGCUUUCAAAAAAUGUGGGGUGCAAUAACCGUUGCUUUAUGCAUUCCAGGAAUAAACAUCCUGAGCUUAUUUUUUGUCGAGGGUAUUUUAGAUAAUGAAAUGAAUAUGUACAGACAACAAUUAGGAAUCGACGACGAGUCUAUUAUUCAAAGGAACAUUGACGUAAACAAUUUAGAUCUGCAGAUGACACCUACUUCCAAAUGGAAACAAUUUUUUAAUACACGAUCUGUCCUGAAAAACAUUUUGUUCAAGCACAAUUUUCUUUGCAAUGGAAAGUGA
Messenger RNA from Mya arenaria, 1273 nucleotides. RefSeq names its product T-cell-specific guanine nucleotide triphosphate-binding protein 2-like. The record is from RefSeq and is a predicted model, not a curated record. Gene Ontology annotation, cellular component: membrane. The transcript has 3 exons. Lineage: Eukaryota; Metazoa; Mollusca; Bivalvia; Myida; Myidae. Gene Ontology annotation, molecular function: GTP binding. The coding region runs from base 134 to 1273 and encodes 379 amino acids.